UUUCCUGAAGCAUAAGGAGAUCUGGGGUAAAUUCAAGCAAUAGACUCUUUGGCAGAUUUGAAUUUUGCAGGAAUCAAUAGCAACACUAUGGAUAUCUCCCAAGAAACCGUCGAUAAAAUCCAACAUCUCGCGCAAAAGCGCCAGAAAGCGGAGGAGUUCUACGAGGAACACCCGGUAAACCCAGCUAAUUUCGACGCUUACAACCGCAAGCUGGAUGAGACGUUGGCGGAGCUGCAAGCUCAGGUCAAACGUCAUGAAGAUGAGCUCCGCAAGCUACGCAUGACCACCACGAUUGAUUUCGCUCAAAUUGGGGCAGAUCCUUGGAGUCGCAUCGCUCACGUGCGCAGAGCCAAGAAAGCGUAUGAUGCUCUUCUGCAAUCGGAAACGCGACUGCCGAGUCCAGGCUCGCCCUUGCCUUCUCUACUUGCGGUUGACGAGGCAUCUCGUCUCGUCAAGGAGAAUAAGACCUCAAUUUCACUGACGGCGGAGAAACUGUCUGCGGACCGUCAGCGCUUGAAAGCGGAAGAAGCCAAUUUGCGCGAUGCGCAAUUGAUCAAAGACGGGUUGGAGAAAAGGAUUGAGCGGCUGAACGCAGAGAAAUCAAGUCAAGUCCAGAAAGCUCCUGCGCAGCUUGCGCAUGAUCUCGUCAAGGAGCAGCAGGAAAAGAUCGCGAGACUUGAGACUACCACUGAAGAGCUGAAGACCUCUCUCUAUACAUUUGUCGAAGACACACUUGCCCCAAUGCUCGCUGCAGAAAAUCUGGGCGGUCCCACUGUUGGAGAUGCAAUGGAGAUUUCGGACGCUACCUUGAAAGCGGGCUACACUAGCCAUGGGAAGCCUAAGAAACCAAAGACUCCGGCCGCGGGGACUUCUGAUAGUGGCCAACAGCGGAUUGAUGAGCUUGUUCGUCGCCAAGCUGCGCAGGAGGGCAACGAACAGGCAACCCCUAUGAACAAAAGAGAGGCGGCGGCGGCCGAGAUGCGAGCUCUUCUUACUGCUCUGCUAGACGCGGAUUACUCCUACAUAGACCUUCCACACGAGUCAGCUGCCUCGCGCUUUCUAGUAAGAGCCAAGGUGGCUCAAUUCCAUCCGCGUGAUGCCAGGAAGCUGCGGUUGAUUGAUUUUGGGCCCUCAUUAGUCGAUUGAGAUGACUAACAUGUGCCGUACUACAUCCCCCAGGUUAUAUAUGGUAUCACAGUUCACCAAACACCUUGGUAAAAGACAAACAAUCAGACGCCAUCCCACGGAUAUAUACCGGCUCAACCGAAAGCCAGUAAGAAAUCUAGGACCGGCAAAGACCACGUUCUUUAAAGCAGAAGCGGCUCUGGAAGCCACUGGCGGCAAAACGCCCUGAAAAUGCGAGAGAUACAUCAAAAGCUCAUCAAAAAGUUCACUGCUCGGAGUUUGAAAUACACCGUUAAUGCCAUAAAUGAAACACGGAAGAAAGACCGUAGCCAGGUAUCAGAUCGGCAUCAUUCCGAUGCUGGUAGAAGUACUCUUGGCCGUAUUCUUUGCUUUGGAGCCAGUUCGGGAACCAGCCGAGCGCUUGUCGACAUGAUCGCUGGGCUUCUUUCUAGGUC
Messenger RNA from Aspergillus novofumigatus IBT 16806, 1580 nucleotides. RefSeq lists its product as uncharacterized. The record is from RefSeq and is a predicted model, not a curated record. The transcript is spliced from 2 exons. NCBI's taxonomy places the organism in Eukaryota, Fungi, Ascomycota, Eurotiomycetes, Eurotiales, Aspergillaceae. Gene Ontology annotation, cellular component: nucleus. Gene Ontology annotation, biological process: mitotic sister chromatid segregation; kinetochore assembly. The coding region runs from base 88 to 1146 and encodes 352 amino acids.